UAUCUCCUUAUCCUGACCACAGAAACAAACAUAAGCCAAUGGAAACAAAAAAAUUCUAAGGUGAAAAAAGCCAAUCAGAAGCUGAGUAAACUCUAAGCUCACACAAAAAUGGCGUCUCUUCUUGGAACAUCUUCUUCUGCAAUCUGGGCUUCUCCUUCACUCUCUUCUCCUUCCUCAAAACCUUCCUCCUCCCCCAUUUGCUUCAGGCCAGGAAAAUUGUUUGGAAGCAAGUUAAAUGCAGGAAUCCAAAUAAGGCCAAAGAAGAACAGGUCUCGUUACCAUGUUUCGGUUAUGAAUGUAGCCACUGAAAUCAACUCUACUGAACAAGUAGUAGGGAAGUUUGAUUCAAAGAAGAGUGCGAGACCGGUUUAUCCAUUUGCAGCUAUAGUAGGGCAAGAUGAGAUGAAGUUAUGUCUUUUGUUGAAUGUUAUUGAUCCAAAGAUUGGUGGUGUUAUGAUUAUGGGAGAUAGAGGAACUGGAAAAUCUACAACUGUUAGAUCAUUAGUUGAUCUGUUACCUGAGAUUAAUGUAGUUGCAGGUGACCCGUAUAACUCGGAUCCGAUAGAUCCUGAGUUUAUGGGUGUUGAAGUAAGAGAGAGAGUUGAGAAAGGAGAGCAAGUUCCUGUUAUUGCGACUAAGAUUAAUAUGGUUGAUCUUCCUUUGGGUGCAACAGAAGAUAGAGUUUGUGGAACCAUCGAUAUCGAAAAGGCUUUGACAGAAGGUGUAAAAGCCUUUGAGCCUGGUUUGUUGGCUAAAGCUAAUAGAGGGAUUCUUUAUGUUGAUGAAGUUAAUCUCUUGGAUGAUCAUUUGGUUGAUGUUCUUUUGGAUUCAGCUGCUUCUGGUUGGAAUACGGUUGAGAGAGAAGGGAUUUCGAUUUCUCACCCGGCGAGGUUUAUCUUGAUCGGUUCAGGAAAUCCGGAAGAAGGAGAGCUUAGGCCACAGCUUCUUGAUCGGUUUGGUAUGCAUGCACAAGUAGGGACGGUUAGAGAUGCUGAUUUACGGGUCAAGAUUGUUGAAGAGAGAGCUCGUUUCGAUAGUAACCCAAAGGAUUUCCGUGACACUUACAAAACCGAGCAGGACAAGCUUCAAGACCAGAUUUCAACUGCUAGGGCAAACCUUUCCUCGGUUCAGAUUGAUAGGGAAUUGAAGGUGAAGAUCUCUAGAGUUUGUUCAGAGCUCAAUGUUGAUGGGUUGAGAGGAGACAUAGUGACUAACAGAGCAGCAAAAGCACUUGCAGCUCUCAAAGGAAAAGAUCGAGUAACUCCAGAUGAUGUUGCAACCGUUAUCCCUAACUGCUUAAGGCACCGUCUGAGGAAAGAUCCACUGGAAUCUAUUGAUUCAGGAGUUCUAGUUUCCGAGAAGUUCGCCGAGAUUUUCAGCUGAAUAGGAGAUUCGAUUCUGUGAUCAUUUUUCUUUAACUUUUUCUACUCUGUAAACGGUGAGAAGAACCAAAACUAUAAACAGGCAAAUCUGAUUGAAUAUAGAGUCUAUGCUUUAUUCAUUAAGUUGAGUUGUUCAAACUUCAAAUCAUAGACUCAAUAGAACUCUGUUUAUAUUUGUGUAACUACAUACAAACAUUCCUGCAUUGAUUAUGGCUAUAAAGCUAUC
Molecule: messenger RNA, 1608 nt
Organism: Arabidopsis thaliana (thale cress)
Lineage: Eukaryota; Viridiplantae; Streptophyta; Magnoliopsida; Brassicales; Brassicaceae
Gene: CHLI1
Product: P-loop containing nucleoside triphosphate hydrolases superfamily protein
Exons: 3
Coding region: 109-1383 (424 amino acids)
Biological process (GO): chlorophyll biosynthetic process
Cellular component (GO): chloroplast; chloroplast stroma; magnesium chelatase complex
Molecular function (GO): magnesium chelatase activity; ATP binding; ATP hydrolysis activity
Source: RefSeq, marked reviewed